Molecule: messenger RNA, 1722 nt
Organism: Parnassius mnemosyne (clouded apollo)
Lineage: Eukaryota; Metazoa; Arthropoda; Insecta; Lepidoptera; Papilionidae
Source: the annotation of a GenBank genome assembly
AUGGGCCACAACUAUUUUGAAAACGUUGGUUACUUUUUACGGACCUGCAACGGUACAAAGCUACGUUACGAUCAAGCAUGUUUGCAAAUUUCUACGACUGAAAAAAUAAGCUUCUGGAGUCAGUAUGAAGAAUGUGAGGAUUGUAUUUUGCUGAAGACAGCAGAUUUGUAUGACAAUGGAGUUGUUGUUGUGGAAACGUUUAGCCCCUUACGAUAUUCAGUUCGAAACGAUCGAGGACAAAUUUGCAAUGGCACAUACGCAUUUGGCGAGUUUGGUCAGUACUCCCUCAACCUGUCGGAGGUGGUUACAGACGAAUGCCAGCCCCGUAUGACAGCUGAGCCAGAUGCCGCCUACCUCCCGAUCCUAACCGCCAUCGUGGUACUGCUAUCGAUGGCCACUCUGUGGUACAUUGUUAAGGGGAUUGGGAAGAGGGUGGUAGCUGGCAGGCUCUACGCGAGGUAUUUUGCAAGGGAGGACAACGAGCUCGGGUCGGAGACUCGUGUGCUGACCACGGAGGCGAGUGUGCCUCGCUCUCCAACGCGAUCUCGACUACGAUCUCUCGAUAUCUUUCGCGGUAUCGCCAUAGCUCUGAUGAUUUUCGUGAACUGUGGCGGCGGUGGAUACGGUAUCUUCAAGCAUUCGGUGUGGAACGGACUGACGGUGGCCGAUGUGGUGUUCCCGUGGUUCGCGUUCGCGAUGGGCGAAGCCCUGGUGCUAUCACUCAACGCCCGCUUGAGGACUUCCAUGCCGCGUUUCACUGCUUUUGGUCAGGUGGCGCGACGGUCUCUAUUCCUAGCGCUGAUCGGCAUCUGCCUGGGCUCAGUCAACGUGUCCUGGACUAACGUGCGGCUUCCCGGGGUCCUGCAACGUCUGGCCGCUAUGUACCUUAUUGUUGGUACUCUGGAGUGUGCCUUCAUGAGGACCAGUCAGAACAUUACGCCUGGUCGCUCCCUAUUCCGAGAUAUCGCUGCGGGAUGGCAACAAUGGCUCGCUACAAUCCUUCUGGUUUCAAUACAGAUUUGCAUUUCCCUGACCGUGGCUGCACCAGGCUGUCCUCGCGGCUACUCAGGCCCGGGAGGCUUGCAUCGAACCGCUCUGGGAGACUUUUCAUUACAAAACUGUACUGGAGGCAUCGCUGGUUACAUUGAUAGGCUUAUACUUGGACCAUCACAUUUAUACAAGCAUGGAAGGUUCCAGCAGUUAUACCGGACCGUACUGCCCUACGAUCCGGAAGGCGUCCUCGGUGUUCUGUCCGGCAUUUUGGUAGUUCAGGCCGGUGCUCACGCGACGAGGAUCAUGCUGGCCUAUAAUCAUGCUAGGGCACGCAUAAUGCGCUGGAUAUUCUGGUCGAUUGUCUUUGGCGUGACCGGUGGCGCCCUCUGUAUGUUCUCGAAGAACGGAGGUCCCAUCCCCAUUAAUAAGUCGCUGUGGUCGGUUUCUUACUGCUUGGUCACUGCCUCUAUGGCCUUCUUCAUCCAAGCAGUACUAUACUUUGUGGUCGAUUUGAAGAACAAAUGGGGCGGAAGGCCACUGUACUAUGCAGGUCAAAACGCUCUAUUCCUGUACAUCGGCAGUGAAUUGCUGAAGCGUCACUUCCCUCUGUACUGGCACAUCCCCGCGCCGACUCACUCGCAGCUGCUCGCCACGCACGCCGCCGCCAUGCUCAUGUGGCUCGCGGUCGCCGUCGCACUGCACAGGAAACGCAUCUUUAUCACCCUGUAA